Messenger RNA from Aphis gossypii (cotton aphid), 806 nucleotides. RefSeq lists its product as uncharacterized. Lineage: Eukaryota; Metazoa; Arthropoda; Insecta; Hemiptera; Aphididae. Bases 197 to 700 code for a protein of 167 amino acids. The record is from RefSeq and is a predicted model, not a curated record. The transcript is spliced from 2 exons.
UUGUAGACAUACUUUCAAUCAGGACCUACAUGUCUGAAUGUGCGUAACGAUUUUUGACCGCAACUCGCAAACGCACAUUAUUAGCCGCAGCACCCGCCUGUGUUUGUUAUACUUACUCGGCGGCCGACGAUAUUGAACCUAUGUUUUUCUAUAUCACAGUACAAUUUCCGUCGCGAUAGUCGACGGGAUAACCGUCAUGAAGUUAUGGAAGUUGUUUUUUGCUAUUUUCGUGGCUCUAUCGUUACAGACUACCCGUGGUAACGUGCAAGGUCUACCCUGUUUGACUUGCCCAAAUGCUACAAAUACCAUUAAUAAAACCAAAAUCAACAUCACCAAUACUGUCGAUAAUGUCAGUUACUUUUUCGGUAAUGAUACUUAUCAGAGCCAACUGGGAACACGAGAGAUCGCUGUUGGAAGUCUAGAUUCGUUACGAGAGUCAAAAGCAGAUCUAUCAGAAGGGCGGGGAAAGAAGAAGAAGAAGAAAAAAAUCAAAAACAGUUCGAUGAACAUAAUGGUCGGUGGAAGCAUAAUGGCAGCUUUCGUCGUAAUAUUUAUGUUUUUGAAUAUGAUAACCGCGACACUCGGAAAAGCACUACUUUUCACGUUCAUUGCCAAGUUUUUGGUAUCUGUAAAUUGGAAAUCGUCGGAAUCGUCAAAGAAAAAACCUUCUCAUAAUGACAUAACAGUCUUAAUGACGUGAAAUACGUUUACAACCAAAAUAUUUUUAUUUUUAAUUAUUACAUAACCAAAAAUAUUUAUACAAUAAAUUAAUAUUAUUGCAUUUUAAAAUUAUUUAUUAUAAAUUA